Neurospora tetraspora is the source of this 3463-nucleotide messenger RNA. RefSeq names its product exocyst complex component Sec5-domain-containing protein. Bases 133 to 3417 code for a protein of 1094 amino acids. Gene Ontology annotation, cellular component: exocyst. NCBI's taxonomy places the organism in Eukaryota, Fungi, Ascomycota, Sordariomycetes, Sordariales, Sordariaceae. Gene Ontology annotation, biological process: Golgi to plasma membrane transport; exocytosis. The transcript is spliced from 3 exons. The record is from RefSeq and is a predicted model, not a curated record.
CGAAUUACAUGGACAUAACUGGGCCGCAGGACGGACGCACUCAUUUCGAAAUACGGACACUGUAACAGCGAGGAGAGCGAGCCCGACUGUUCAAGGCCGAGGAUCGACGGGACUCGGGGCUAGGAGGACACCAUGGCGGCCGACACAGAGCGGACCAUUCUCGACUUCUAUCAAGUCUCCUCUCUCAACCCAGUCGAAUGGCCGGCCGAGAAGGACAACAACAGUGAUGUUUCCGACGAUGAGACGGCCAAGCAAAAGGCCAACAGGAGGAAGUCAAGGUUCCAGGCGCUUGAGAGGGUUGUGAGCAACAGGAAUAGCGUGGUGCCCGGUUCCGAGACUUCGGCCAGUGGUGUUGGUAAUCUGGUUCAGAGGGACGAACCUGACCCCUUGGGCACCACUGACAGUGUGGUACGGACGUUGAAGCAGAUGGGAGUUCCGUUGCAAGAUGACCCAAAGCUCCGAAAUCGAUUUCUGCUUUCAUCGACGACAUUUUCCCCGGCGCUCUUCCUCUCUCAGGUCCAUGCGACUGACAGUACCGAAGCGUUACUCAAUGGAUUGGAAGUGUUGAAUCAGUCGAUCGACCAAAAGUCGGCAUCCCUCAAGGUUCUCGUCGAGUCAAAUUUCGAACGCUUUGUACGAGCAAAGGCUACAAUCGACAAUGUUUACAAGGAGAUGAAGUAUCGCGGGGCUGAGCCAGCAGCUCCGCGUGCCAGGGCUCACUCAAGACACGCCAGCACUCGGAGUACCAGUGCCGCUGGUGGUCUGGCAAGCCCCAUGGCCCCGAUGGUUGACCCUCGAAAGAAGAAUGCGCUGAUCAAGGAGAGUGAGUACGGUGUCAUGGGCGUAAAGGCUCCCUUGCUCGAUGUUUCUGCCAAGGCUGAGGAUUUCUGGGGGCCUGCAUUGGGCGGACGUGAGAAGGAGGAACACUUAAAGACAGUGGGAUCCUCUCUUGAUACCUACAAAGACUAUGUCGAGAUCAGUGCUGCAUUGGCCGAGAGCAUCAAACGGAAAGACCACGAGAGUUUGGUUGAGGAGUAUAACAGGGCCAGACGAUUCGCUGAUGAAGCGAAACAGAUCGCCCAGAAUAUCGGGUCGGGCGAACCCACUGAGGCACAACUGUACAAGAUCCUCCUCGCAGCACGAAUGUGGCAUGAUGUCGACGGGCAGAUACAAUCAUUCAAGAGAGACGUGUGGCGAAGACUUGUAUCCCCUCAGGCAAUGGCCAAGUCGGACGCAGCGCUAGGACAGGCGCAUGAUCAGCAUAUGGACCUGAUAACGCUUCUCCUGGAACUAGGUGUUGAGGAGAACCCCAUCUGGACAUGGCUACAGAGCCGGGUUGGGUAUCUGAAAAGUAGGAUUCAAUCUACAGCGGAGAGGUCCAAGGGCGAAAUCGAAGUGCUGCGACGGCGUCUAGCAAAUGUCGAGAAGCCUAGCCCUCAGUCAAUAGCGUCAAACUUGAGGGCACUCGGCAGGCAGUCCAUCGAAAGCAAAACACCGACUUUUGACUCGGCCGAGGUUCUGGAGGUUUGGGAGACGAUAGUGGCUUUCAUGAACAACCUCAUGUCGCCUCACGGUAUUUUGGGUGAAGUCGUUGAAUUCUGGCAAACAGUAGAAGGGUUCAUAGACGGCAAUACUCAGAGAACUCUCCCUGUUGGCUAUAAGGGGGAAUCACAGGGACACCAUAGACUCACCCAGCAGAGCUCUCAGGAACUGCAGAGGGCCACGGUCGAGCUGGUUGACAUGAUCAAGGAGCAUGUUUUGUCCUUCUUUACCGGCCCUCCACCUGAAGACCUCUCUGCGCUUGUCUCCCCUCUACCGUCAACGCCGAACACGCCGAACCCAUCCACAACACCAGGGCCAGCUAUCCAAAACACCACUCUAAGAGUCCCAAUUAACCUCGACCCGAAUAAUCUUCCGCCUCCAUCACCGAAGCGAGGAGAAGCCUGGGAGAAGUUCGCGUUUUGGCCACCUUGGUCCAACUCCAUCAGCGGAGCCCACUACCUCGCCAAAAUGCUUACUCUCGUCGGAUCUGGGGCGUCUGAUAUGGCCUCUCUUGCUCCGGUCGGCAAAGGUGAUCCUUCGGAGCUGGAGCAACUGAGAAACCUCAUGGGGGCAACCAGGGAGAGAUGCGUAACUGCUCUUUGUGCCGCAUGGAACAGAGAUUCCGAGAACAUCAAAUACGUGGAGGACUGGAACAGAUCACCUAUCCGGAAGGAUGUGACAAAGAUGCCUGCCAGCUUUGCCGCUUUUGAGGGGGCAUUACUAAGUGGAAUGCAGAAGAUCCUCUACGUUUCCGAAGCCAUGACCAAGCCUGGGGCCGAGGAUAUUGUCCUACCGCCUGCAACGAAACUGCUACAAAUGGUGCGGAGUCAGUAUGUCACCACGCUCUACAAGGCCCUUCAUGGCAUGGUAGAAAACGCAGAGCUGCCCAUCAAGAAGCCUGACGAUGACUGGACGACGGAUGCCAAUGAUUUCGUUCUCGUCAAUAACCCCUCUGGACUACGGGUAUCAACAAUCGGGGGCGCCACCCUUGACGCUGGCGAUAGUAAUGUCCGCAUGCUUCUCACCCUCAGCAACCUCCAAGCUCUCCGUUCCGAAGUGGUCCCGAACCUCAACACCCAAUUCGAGAACGCCUUCUCCGUCAAGCUCACCGACGAAACCAAGACCAUCCGCGACGUCCUCGGCCAAAUCGACGCCCGUCUUUUCCAAUCCUACACUCGUCCCUCGAUCGAGUCCCUGCGGCGCAUCAUCCGCGCCGGCGUGACCGCCUCCGACUGGCCGCCCCCGCCCGGCACGAAGCCGCGCGAGGUGAGACCGUACAUCUACGAAGCCCUGCUCGACCUCGUGCUCGUGCACACGCAGGUGUCCACGACGGCCGCCUCCCUAACCAGCCAGGUGCUCUCGUUCCUGCUCGAGCAGACGUCGCGCGAGCUGCUCGAGGCGUUCAAGACCCGCGCCCGCUACGACCUGGGCAUGCUCAUGCAGGCCACGCUCGACGUCGAGUUCGUCGCCCAGACGCUGAACCACUACACCACCGACCGCGCCUCGGAGCUGCAGAGUGCCGUGUACCAGGAGCUGGACAGCCGGACGGACAAUGAUGCGCGGACAAGGCUGCAGUCUGAGUUGCCUGAGAUGCGGGCUGUGUUGAAGCGGUUGAGGGAGGCGAGCAGGAGUGAGUUUGCGUGCUUUAGGAAGCCGAAGAAGACUACUGGUCCUGCCGCUGGCAGCGGUGCUGCUGCUGCUACUACUACUGGGUCUUCGGCUGGGUCUGCGGCUAUGCUGGCUGCCCAGGUUGGAGAUAUGAGCGGCCUGGAGAGAACGGAUACGCGGGAUACGGGGCGUAGCUAUGCGACUUUGGAGAGGACGGAUACUAGAGAUACGGGACGGAGCUAUGGGACUACGGGAAGCGAGAGGUAGAGAGAUGGGAUGGCACGGGACGGGGCACUUCGUCGGGGGAGGUAGG